UAAAGAGCCAGAGUCUUUGCUGCCGUAAAAUCGUCGCAAGCGGAGAACGAUCGUUUUACGGCACCGAAAGACCCCGGAAGCGAAGAGGAAAAGCAUGGGAGGCAUGGAAAGAGGCGAAGGCUAAGCUGGAAGGUGUAAAAAUCCUCCAUAUUGAAGCAUUUCUUGGUUGUUGUUUUUAAAAAAAUGCUUUACUUGAUUGGUCUUGGACUUGGAGAUGCCAAAGAUAUUACAGUAAAAGGGCUGGAAAUAAUAAAGCAGUGUAGCAGAGUAUAUUUGGAAGCCUACACUUCUAUCCUAACUGUUGGAAAAGAAGCACUGGAAGAUUUCUAUGGUAAAGAGCUGAUCCUUGCUGACAGAGAUAUCGUAGAGCAAGAUGCUGAUAGUAUCCUGAAAGAUGCACAUCAAACUGAUGUGGCUUUUCUUGUAGUUGGCGAUCCUUUUGGGGCAACUACACAUAGUGACCUUGUUCUCCGGGCUGUGAAGCUGGGAAUUCCCUACAGAGUGGUCCACAAUGCUUCCAUAUUGAAUGCUGUUGGCUGUUGUGGUCUGCAGCUCUAUAACUUUGGAGAAACAGUUUCUAUUGUAUUCUGGACAGACACGUGGAAGCCUGAGAGUUUUUUUGACAAAAUUAUAAAAAACAGAAAAAAUGGAAUGCACACUCUAUGCUUACUCGACAUUAAAGUGAAAGAGCAGUCAGUGGAGAAUCUCAUGAGGGGGAAAAAAAUCUUUGAGCCACCACGCUACAUGAGCGUGAAUCAAGCAGCCAAGCAACUUCUUGCCGUUGUCCAGAAUCGGCGGCUACAGGGUCAAGAGCCAGAAGUAACUGAGAACACUGUCUGUGUAGGCUUAGCAAGAGUCGGUGCACUGGAUCAGAAGAUUGCAUCAGGUACUCUACAGGAUAUGACUACAGUGGCCCUUGGCGAUCCUCUGCACUCUAUGAUCAUAACCGGAAUAUUGCAUCCCUUGGAAGUAGACAUGCUUAAAUUAUUUGCAGUAGAUAAAUCCAUCUCUGAACAACACUGAAUUGGAAACUCUUUAUGCCUUACUUGGAACAGAAGAUGGUAAAUUCCUUCUUGACUACUCUACACUACUACUCUAGACUCCUAGAGUCUACUUACUACUUGUAGACUACUCUACAGAGAAGUAGCUCAUAUCCUGCUGAAGAAGACAGCUAGCAAGCCCAAUUGUGAUUCCUUAUGGCUCAGGCUCAAUGCGUACAACUUGUAAAAGUUUUGUUACUUGGCAGAAGUGAAAUAAAAAUUGAGAGUAUUUUGAUUCCACCUGUACAGCUGGUGAUGGGAGAACACUCAGUAUGGCAAAAAAAAAGAACAUUCAAAACAUGAAAUUUAGCACUUGGCUAGAAUUGCUCAUUGUUUGCAAUGUUAGACUUCAAAGACCAAAAAAAAAAAAAUUUGUAAGAAAUCUGUUCCUAUCUUGAUGGGAGAUAUCCCAAGGGAGUAAAUGUAUGCCUGAACUACACCAUUUCCAACUGCAGAUAAUGACAAUGGUAACAGUAGCAGUAGAUAAAGCUUGAAUUGAACCAACCUUUGCUGAGCUGAAGUUCAAAAACCUUUGCUGAGCUGAAGUUCAAAAACCCAGUUUCAGCCCUCAUUCAUUGACAGGACAAGGCACCUCAACCCAAGUCCUGAUCAAUGAAAUAGUUCAGUAUUUUCUGUACCAGAAUAGGGAUGGGGCCAAAUGGGUUUAUGGAGGAACAGUAUUCUAGUGGGCAGGAGUCAUGACAGUGAAACCAUCCCCCCAAGCACCAAAGCACGCCCACCCUGUUUGAUCUUACAGGAUGGGCAGAAGAAAUUGGUGCAAGUUAGUCCUACAAAUAAUCAAGCCUUGAACCAGGUAGGGCUUUAGAGGUGAUAUUGCACUUGCUCACAGAGCAGAGAUAUCACAUGAGUGAGAUGGGCAGCGCUAUCAGUCUGCUAAACAAAUACCUACUUGUACAACUCCAUGCUGGACCAAAUGUGCUUUUCAAAUGCAAUCUUGCAUGGACCACAUGAUAGAAAUCCAAAUAAAAGGUAUCUAAACUAUGAGUAAUCAUGAGAAGGCUCUCUCAGCUCAGGAGAUGCACAUACAAUUGGCACACAACAAUGAAACCAUGUAAGAGGUGAUAGAAAAGCAGAUCGGGCACUGGUUGUAUGUCAGUUCAGUGCAAGAUGAGAGAUUUUUGGACUGUCCAUGCAAAUAAUUCCUCACAGAGAAAAGUAACCUUUACAGAAGCUGCUUUAGAAUUGCCUUACUAGUUCCCUGCACAGCUUCGCCAAAAAAUUCAAUGGUGUACAGCAGAGAGAAGGCAUACAGGCCACCAUGCAAUUUCAAAAAUGGAACCCAUCAGUAUAUGCAGCCAAUGGUUCAUAAUUCUCAUACAUCCUUUAUUUCUUUUUCCCCUCAAGGGUUUUUUCUCUCUUUUUACAGCAUGUCCUUCCAAAAAUGAAGAGCUAUGCCCUUCCAAAUGAAAUAGAUUCAAAAAGAUCUCUAGACUGUGCCUGUGUAGCAAGCAGAAGGUAUCCACUUUCAAAUAUAUCUGAUGUAGGAAAUUGACCUUGGAGUUGGUUCAGGGUACUGUUUUUAUUGAGUCCACCUGCUCCAUACUUUUUCUGGAGAUUUGGAGGUUCCAAAAGAUUUUCUAAGAAGAUUAAGGAAUGUCAUCUUUUCUGUGCCAUUUCCCUGAAGAAGUACCUCAACACUGCCUUGAGUUUAUGCAGAGAAUGGGAGAUAAAUCUAACCAAACCAACCUCACAUUAUCUCUGCAUCUUUUGAUUCACAUAUUGUGUUUUACUAAUGUGUGACUAGCUGCUAUUAUGCAUAAACCACAAUGUACAGCUUACUAGGGUCUAUGACAUCUCCGUCUUUUUGCCAAUUAGACGAGAACUUAAGAAUGGUUUAAAAGAAUGUAUUUCACCCCAAGAACUACAUAAACAAUAUAUGACCUUUAAAAAAAGUUUUAUUGAUAGGAAAAAUUGAUCCCAAAUAUCAUGUCAAACAUUUUUGCUGUUUCAAUAAAGACUGUAUUUAAAGUAGGAAAAAAUAAACCAAUAAAAUGUUCAAUAUUGCACUGGC
This is a messenger RNA of Ahaetulla prasina, 3072 nucleotides long. It is a transcript of the gene DPH5, whose product is annotated as diphthamide biosynthesis 5. The transcript is spliced from 8 exons. Gene Ontology annotation, biological process: protein histidyl modification to diphthamide. Gene Ontology annotation, molecular function: diphthine synthase activity. Bases 184 to 1023 code for a protein of 279 amino acids. NCBI's taxonomy places the organism in Eukaryota, Metazoa, Chordata, Lepidosauria, Squamata, Colubridae. The record is from RefSeq and is a predicted model, not a curated record.